This is a messenger RNA of Oppia nitens, 483 nucleotides long. RefSeq names its product baculoviral IAP repeat-containing protein 5-like. The record is from RefSeq and is a predicted model, not a curated record. The transcript has a single exon. NCBI's taxonomy places the organism in Eukaryota, Metazoa, Arthropoda, Arachnida, Sarcoptiformes, Oppiidae. The coding region runs from base 11 to 442 and encodes 143 amino acids.
GUCAAAAAAGAUGUCGACCACUAAAGAGGUGAUCAAUGAGUUUGAAAUCAAAGAUAAUGAGAUGAUAUUGGAAACAAACCGAUUAAAUUCCUAUAAGGACUGGCCAUUAAUGGACGGCAAGUGUACUAAAGAAAACAUGAGUGCCUAUGGUUUCUAUCACUGUCCCAAUGAUGGCAAAGAUCUUGUCAGAUGUUUCUGUUGUUUCAAAGAGUUGGACGGUUGGGAUCAAUCGGACGACCCGUCGAUUGAACACAAACGCAACAAUGACUGCUAUUUUGCCAAUUUAGGCAAACCUCAGUCAAAACUGACAUUAUUUGAGUGGUUUAAGCUAAUUGAGGAACGGGAGAUCAAUAAGGUUACAAAAACAUAUCAACGAUUGCAAGAUUUAAUGAACGAUKUAAGCAAACAGGUUGGACUCAUUGACAACAAUAAAAUUAUAUAAAUGUUUAUUAAUUAAAAUAAUUUUUWUGUAUCAGUUAAUAA